Messenger RNA from Vigna angularis (adzuki bean), 1710 nucleotides. RefSeq lists its product as uncharacterized. The transcript is spliced from 4 exons. The record is from RefSeq and is a predicted model, not a curated record. Bases 1 to 1710 code for a protein of 569 amino acids. Lineage: Eukaryota; Viridiplantae; Streptophyta; Magnoliopsida; Fabales; Fabaceae. Gene Ontology annotation, molecular function: zinc ion binding.
AUGGCUAGCAAGGUAGGAGGAAGGGAAACUUUUAGAGUGAAAACUCUCGUUGGACGUCACAAGUGUGGAAGGGUUUUUGGUAACAAAAGUGCAAGUGUGCAAUGGAUUGCACAAGUAUUGGUAGACAGAUUUGUAAAUGUGGGAGGCAUGACAGUGAACCAAAUCAUAGAUGAAAUCAAAAAGUCCUUUAGUGUUGGAAUUUCUCCUUGGAAAGCAGGAAGAGCAAAGCAAAUUGCUAUGGAUUCUUUAGUGGGUGAUGGAGAACGACAAUAUGGACGUUUGUAUGAUUAUGUGGCUGAGUUGCUAAGAGUAAAGGCUGGAACAUUCAAGAUUAAGGUCAAUCAACCCCAACCCACUUUGCCACCACGGUUUGGGGCAUUUUACAUGUGUUUAGAGGGCUGUAAAGAGGGGUUCUUAGGUAGUUGCAGGCCAUUCAUUGGGGUAGAUGGUUGUCAUUUGAAGACAACAUAUGGAGGUCAGUUGUUAGUGGCAGUGGCAAGAGACCCUAAUGACCAAUAUUUCCCACUAGCUUUUGCUGUGGUUGAAAAUGAAUGCAAAGAGACAUGGAGGUGGUUUUUGAGCCUGCUGCUGGGUGAUAUUGGGGGCAUAGAUUGUCAACGGUGGAUCUUUAUUUCGGAUCAGCAAAAGGGAUUAAUGGUAGUAUUUGGUGAGAUUUUGAAUGGGGUGGAGCACAGGCUGUGUUUAAGGCAUUUGUACAAUAACUAUAAGAAGAAAUUUGGUGGAGGACUACUCAUUAGAGACCUUAUGAUGGGGGCUGCCAAGGCAACAUACUUUCAGGACUGGGAAAAAAAAAAGGGUGAGUUGAAGACUGUGAAUUGUGAUGCUUAUAAUUGGUUUGCAACACUUAGAGAAAAAGUGAUCAAUUAUCCUGGUGAUGUUAUGCCUAAACCGAGAAAAAGACUUGAUAGGGAAGUUGAAAAGAGUGGGAAUUGGCUUCCAGUUUGGGCAGGGGGUGCUAAAUUUGAAGUUAUUCAUGGCUUUACAAUGGACAAGUUUGUAGUUGAUAUAAGUAAUAAUAGUUGUAGUUGUUACUUUUGGGAUUUGGUUGGAAUACCUUGUAGACAUGCUGUUGCUGCCAUACAUUAUAAAUUAGAAAACCCAGAAGAUUAUGUUCAUCCAUAUUACAAGAAACAUGCUUAUAACACUUGUUAUGCACCUCAAAUAAUUCCAAUCAAUGGACAACAACUUUGGCCUACAUCCGACACUGCCCCACUACUGCCACCCACUUAUAAAACACCUCCUGGGAGGCCUAAAAAGUUAAGAAGAAGAGAAGCUGAUGAAUAUGUCAACCAUUCAAAGUUGUCCAAGAAAAAUAUUGGUAUGAAGUGUAGCAGUUGUAAUGCAUAUGGACACAAUGUAAGAAGUUGUAAAAGGGGGCAGAAAAGCAAGGACACAAGAGGCACAUCUGCAAUGGGAGAAUCUAUAUCAACUGGAAGGAGAGAAUCUGCAAGAAGAAGUGCAUCAGCUGGAAGGGGAGGAUCUUUAUCAACUGGAAGGGGAGGAUCUGCAUCAACUGGAAGGGGAGGAUCUGCAAGAAGAACUGCAGCGGCUACUGAACCAUCUGCAUCAACCUCACAAGGUCAAAGAACAUCACAACUUAGAGGGGCUGCACAUAUGCGUCAAGGGGGAAGAAGAACAUCCUCAAGAUUGGCUGCACAAUUUCUAGGGUCUCAAGCAAGUUGCAAUUGA